Messenger RNA from Klebsormidium nitens, 1698 nucleotides. The record is from the annotation of a GenBank genome assembly. NCBI's taxonomy places the organism in Eukaryota, Viridiplantae, Streptophyta, Klebsormidiophyceae, Klebsormidiales, Klebsormidiaceae.
AUGGCGGGUGUUGACAAACUCUCCUCGGCGGUGCCAAAGUUGAAGGGAGAGAAUUGGGGAGUAUGGAAAGACAAGAUCCAAGCCCUCUUAGAGUUCAAUGGGCUGUUUGUGGCAAUUGAAGAGCCCGACACGGAAGAAGGGCGGAAGGCUUCCACAAAAGCAAAGGCGUUGAUCAAGUUGUCCGUUGAGGAUGCAUUUGUGAAGCUCAUUGCGGGGGAGACCACAGCAGCCGGGGCAUGGAAGAAACUGAAGCAGAACUUUGAGAAAACCAGCAAUGCGAGAGUGGUCCAGCUCACGGGGAAGCUGACCAACAUGAAGCUUGGUGAAAAGCAGAGCAUUGCUGAGUAUUUGGGGGAGUUUCGGGAGAUCAAGGUAGAUCUGGAGGCGGCAGGGCAGACCAUCUCAGAUCUGCAGCUGACGGUGCAUGCCUUGAAGGGGCUGCCUAAGGAGUAUGAGACUCUCAGAGAGAUUCUAGAGGCGGGAGACGAUGAGCUGAGCUUGGACAUGGCGCAGCCAAAACUGAUGCAGCGGGAGCAGAGGCUGCAAGGUGAGAGCACGCCUGCGCUGGCGGAGAGUGCAGAUGGGGGGCAGGCGUCGGCCUUUGUGGCCAAGCACAGGCACUAUGGGAGCUCAGGAGGGGGCAGGGGCAGCUCACGGGAGCAUGCGGGUAGCUCAGACUCGCGGGGUUGUUACGGAUGUGGCGAGAAGGGCCACAUCAAGAUGUACUGCAAGCACCGAAAUGAGGACUGCGAGAACUGCGGCAAGCGGGGACACACAAAGGCGGUGUGCAGGCAGCCGGCAGGAAAAGGCGAGCGGGCAUAUGCGGCCAGGGAGGGAGCAGACGUGCGCGGCGUGGCGUUCACAGCGUGGCAAGGCAGCGCUGGAGCACAGACGGGGGUCUGGCUGGUAGAUUCUGGCAGCACGCAGCACAUCACAGGUGAUCGGGGCAAGUUCGUGAGCUACAGGAAGCUCGAACAGCCGGAGGUGAUUGAAGGGAUCGGGGGAGAGCCCUUGACAGCGGUCGGAGUUGGGGUGGUCGAGCUGCAGUGUAGGACCCCAAGCGGAGUGGGCACAGUGACGUUGUACGAGGUGAGACACGUGCCCAAGGCGAGGGCAAACUUGUUUGCUCUGAGGAGGUCGACAGACGCAGGGGCGAGGGUGACCAUUGAGGGGCGGGUCGCUCAGUUUGAGCUGGGCGGAGUUGUGUGCAUGGAGGCGGAGGAGAAGAACGGCCUAUGGGAAAUCGCAAUGGCCGGAGCAAAGCCGGAAGAGGGGGUGUGGGUGUUUGAUGAAACCCCUCGGUAUUCGAUGGACGGAGCGAAGAAGGCGCCGGCGGCGGCGCAAAAGAAGGCGCAAGCGGAAAGCGUGAAGGAGAAACGGGAGGAGCUCGUGGAGAUUGAGCUCGAGUUUGACGAGGCCGGGGUAGAGCCUCAAGCGGAGAAAGUGAAGAGCAGGGCAACGGGGGAGCCGGUAGGAGCAAAGACCCCGGCAAACAAGGAGACGGGAAAGAAGAGGGGAACCCGGGCGGCGGCAACGGAAGCCGUGGAGAUUGAGGAGAUUGACCUCCGGGGGAGCAACUCGGAGAACGAGAAGACACCGGAGAAGAACGAGAAGCGGCGCUAUCCGGAAAGAGUCCGGAAGCCGGCAACAUGGCUCGAGGCGGCCAAAGCGACAAGGAGCAACAACCACUCCGCGUAG